CGCGGGGUUAUCUCAUCGGCUCUAAAAAUACCUCCUCCCGCGCGGGCUGCCCUUGGGGUCGGGGUUUGCGGGUAAGCGGAGGCUCUGCUGUAGGGUCUCCGCAUUUCUUUCCGAUCCGCACGGACCUGAUCGCUGGCCGCUGGGAAUCUUGGAGCCGUGUUUACCUGAGCGUGUCGGGUUGGCGCACUUGGUGCUUUGUGUUCGUCUUUCCUCCGAGGAGCACCAGGAUGAAAACAUGGACAAUAUCAAAACUGUGAAGGAAGAAUGGAUGUGUAAGUCAAGAACUGAUGAUCAGAUUUUGAAUGGUACAGAACAAAAUCAUGACUAUUUUGUCGAUAACCUUUUUGAAGAAGCUCAGAAGAUUGGUGCAAUAUGCAUGUCCCCAACUACAGUCAAGAACCAGGUUGAUGUGAUCAUUAAACUUUGGAAAAAUGGGUUUACGGUAAAUGAUGGUGAACUUCGAAGCUACACUGAUGUCGGAAAUCAGCAGUUCUUGGACUCCGUUAAAAAAGGGGAACUGCCUUUUGAGCUACAGAAGGUUUUUGAGAAGGAAGAGGUAGAUGUGAAGAUGGAAGAUAAGAAAGAUGAGUUGUAUCUGUCAUCAAAAAAGCCAAUAUUUCAUCCCUUUUCUGGGCAUGGUUACAGAUUAGGAAGUGCUACUCCAAGGAUAAUUUCUAAAGUAAGAGAGGAUCAUCAAGGAGCUGCUGAUGAAAGACGCCUUCCUGUAGUACCCUUAAAUGAUUUGGAGCCUAUCACUAACAUCCAGAUCUGGUUAGCUGAUGGGGAGAGGAUAAUUCAGAAGUUCAACGUUUCACACAGAAUAAGCCACGUCAGAGACUUCAUAACAAAGUAUCAAGGAUCAGGGGGAGAUGUUCCCUUCGUGCUGGCUACUUCGCUGCCAUUUCAAGUGCUGCAAGAUGAGACGCUCACACUACAGGAAGCAAAGUUGCGAAAUGCUGUUGUUGUUCAGAGACUUCGGAAAACAACGGAACCUUUUAGACUCGUGGUGAUGAAAGCGCCUGAUAAUGACUGUAAAACUGCUGCUACUCCUAAUGGACAGCUCAAAAAUGAGCAAAAAAACGCUGUCAAAAGCACAAGUUCAAAUUAGUUUAUAACUGACUGAAAGCUACACACGGGCAGAACUAGAUAAAACGUAACCAGCAAUAUCUGGGUGCACUAUCAUUCUUAGGUAGUGUGCUCUUAGAGAGCAAAUGUGUGCUGUGCUGCAAUCUGCUGUAACAAAGAUAUUUUCAACUAAUUCUGGCGGUCAGAGCCUGGCUAAAUAAUGCAGCAGAGGUAACUCUGCAAGAGCGAUUAUCCUUAUAAUUUCCUUGGCUUUGCUAGCAUGUUCUUUAAUGAGUAUACUUAGAAUGGUACUCUGAGACUUAAUUACUACUGAUAACACAUUUUAGGGAAAAACUGUCUUUAUUUUUGCACUUUGGACUAAAGAGGAACUGAACUGGUUGAUUUAAUUUAUACCUCAAUGUAAGUUGCUCCGGUUUCCCCUUUUUUUUUUUUUUUCUUUUUGUAAUAGGCAGUAGGUGCUGCAGGGAAGUUCACAUUUGAACACCUAAGUGUUUUGAAAAAUCAGUGUAUCAUUAGUAUUUAACUUCAUCACAAGAUCUGCGGUGUGAAUGUCCUAUUAAGUCUUCCCAUGAUGGUAGGUGCAUGUGUAUGAAGAUUGAAAUUAGGUAGCGUGGUGCAUACUGCAUCUGAAGUGCCUCAAAGUAGCUCUGAAAGAAUUGUUACUCCUAGUGGUUGGAGGGUUUUCUGCCUCUGUGUUCUGCUGCAGGUGUCUUACAGAUAAGGUGAUGUUAAACUACCUGGCUCACUAGGAUAGAGAUCCACUUUUAGCCUUGUCACAGAGAAACUUCAGUUUUUCUGGAGUUUGCCACGCAGCUUUAGUGUCUUAGAGGGACACAGUUUUUUUUGUACUUUGAACCUGUCCUGAACUGGCCAUCCAAUUGAAACAUUAACUGCGUGUGGCCAAAUUUCAAAGAUAUCUAAAACCCACAUUUGAAAACUGAGGCGGCUUCUCUACUCCUGCACCCGCUUCCCAUCCCAAUCUUAUUUUUUUUCUCCUUGUAUUUUUCGCAUAAGAUUUGUACCCAACCAUUCCAUGUUUUGCUAAUGGAGAGCAUUAAGGAUUAAAUAUAUAUUUUAUACUGGUUGUGUUAAGUCACACAUGGCUUUGUGAAUGGACCUAGAGUCUCAAGGUAAAGACUUUCUUGGGGCCUUCAAUAAAUGCUGACUGGUUUGUGCUACCUA
This is a messenger RNA of Numida meleagris (helmeted guineafowl), 2268 nucleotides long. It is a transcript of the gene UBXN2A, whose product is annotated as UBX domain protein 2A. NCBI's taxonomy places the organism in Eukaryota, Metazoa, Chordata, Aves, Galliformes, Numididae. The record is from RefSeq and is a predicted model, not a curated record. Gene Ontology annotation, molecular function: ubiquitin binding. Gene Ontology annotation, biological process: Golgi organization; nuclear membrane reassembly; autophagosome assembly. Gene Ontology annotation, cellular component: cytosol; nucleus. The transcript is spliced from 7 exons. The coding region runs from base 236 to 1108 and encodes 290 amino acids.